GGACAGUCCGACAGUGUAAAAAUGGUACAGUCCCGCGAAGAAAAGCAAACCCCUCGCCGCCGUCUCCUAGUUGGAGUCCGAUAUUGCUGGAGGUCGCCGCGUUCCAAAAUCCGUUAGGCAAUGGCGCCCCCUCUCCUCUCGCCGCCGGUGCUCGCCGACGCACUAGCGACGCCGCCACGGUCUUUCCCCUGCUCCCUCCCCACGCGGCGACUGCCUACCGUCGGGUUCGCCGGAGCCGUACGGAGCGACCUGCAGCAGAGCUGGAGUGCGCGGAGGAGGGAUCUCAGGGUCUGUGCCACUGCGACGGAAGCGGAUCAUGAAAGGGAGGAGGAUGUCGCCGACGAUUACUACUCCGUUCUGGGUGUGAUGCCAGACGCAACCCCUGAGGAAAUUAAGAAGGCAUACUACGGUUGCAUGAAAGAGUGCCACCCCGACCUUAGUGGGAACGACCCUGACGUGACUAAUUUCUGCAUGUUCAUUAACGAGGUUUACUCGGUGUUGAGUGAUCCUGCACAACGUGCAGUGUAUGAUGAGAUCCAUGGGUACACAGCAACAGCAAUCAACCCUUUCUUUGAUGACAGUGCACCCAAGGAUCAUGUGUUCGUUGAUGAGUUUACCUGCAUUGGAUGUAAAAACUGUGCCAAUAUCUGCCCUGGCGUCUUUGAGAUUGAGGAAGAUUUUGGGAGGUCAAGAGUCUACUCCCAGUCAGGUAGCACAGAGCUAAUUCAGGAUGCCAUUGAUAGUUGCCCAGUUGAUUGUAUUCACUGGACUUCUGCUGCACAACUGUCACUCCUCGAGAAUGAGAUGCGUAGAGUAGAGAGGGUGAAUGUUGGUUUGAUGCUUGCUGGUAUGGGAGCUUCAGUCGAUGUUUUCCGGAUGGCAAGUGCUCGCUGGGAAAAGAGGCAAGCAAAAGUCUUGGGAAAAGUCAGAACACGGAUGGUGAAACAAGAGAAUUCAGACACGAGAAGCUCUUGGAGUGACAUUUGGGGAUCCCCACCACAAGAUCAAAGCAACGAGGAGGAAGUAUCAGAGAGGGCCAAGAGAGCGGCAGCUGCAGCUAGACGGUGGCGAGAGUUCUCCAGACGAGGCGCAGACAGGCCUCCGACACACAAGCUCCCGGAGUCAGUGGGCAGCAAAGAUUAAUUAGUCCGUGGAACAGAGAAACAUCUGGCAUCAUUAAUUUGACCAUAUCUGGCAUAUUGGCUAAAAUGUACAGUGUCGUUGUUUGAUACGUACGGAGGAUUGCAGUGCCUUCCCAGAUUGCACUCGGCUCCAUUUGUAAACCUAAAUCUAGGUAAGUAGAUAUAGUGGUGCUGAUCAACCUGUAUAGAAGUCAAGCACCAAGUGUAGAACAUAGGUCAAACAUGUACGUAUUACAAAAUAAAACAAGUAUAUACACAUUAUUCGCCAUACCA
Molecule: messenger RNA, 1415 nt
Organism: Sorghum bicolor (sorghum)
Lineage: Eukaryota; Viridiplantae; Streptophyta; Magnoliopsida; Poales; Poaceae
Exons: 9
Coding region: 121-1143 (340 amino acids)
Molecular function (GO): electron transfer activity; iron ion binding
Source: RefSeq, a predicted model, not a curated record